UGAAACCGUGAGAUAAUCAGCAAGGUUAUAUCGACAAUAUUAAGUGACACUUAAAGCUUUUUGUGAAACGCCCCCGAACCUUACCGUACAUAUAUAGUGAAAGUACUGGCUGUCUUGAUGGAAUAUCUUGUGUUUGUGUCGUGUUUGAUUUGAAACUUCAUUGAACUGUACAUUUUAAACAUUUCUUUUUGGGCCAGGGCCUCCUCUUGGAAUGGAUAACGUAAAUCUUCUUUCCAACAACACAACUGUAAACGUGCAUCAAACAAAUGAAAAGCAACAAGAAAAGACGGUACCUGUAGCAGUUUCUCUCCUGAUUUUGAUUGCCCUUCUAGGAUCCGCCGCAAAUCUUCUUGUUUUAAGAGAAAUAUUAAAACUGAAGACAAGAAAGCUCCAUGAGUAUCUAAUACUGAACUUGGCGACCACCGACGCGGGGACGUGCCUAAUAAGCAUUCCUCUUGAUAUUGGAGAGCAGUUGACUGGCGAGUUUCCUUACGGAGCCGUUCUUUGCCACAUCAUUUAUCCAUUUCAAUCCGUACUUGUUUAUGUCUCCGUCAUGACCCUGUUAUUUAUGUGUGUAGAGCGUUUCAGACUGAUAGUCACACCACUGAAGCCAAGAAUACGAGUUAAAACUGGUUUGACUGUCAUAGCUGCUAUAUGGCUUUUAUCCGGCCUUAUGGCGCUACCUCUAUCGCUUGUUCUGAAGUUGAAAGGAUCUUCAUGCAGUGAAGAAUGGCCAAACGCUUAUAUUGUCAAGAUGUUCACUGUCAUCAUUUUCAUCCUUCUUUACUUAAUACCUUUGAGUAUCAUGGCUUUACUCUACACUUGCACGGUUUGCGUGCUUCAAAAAGAUACCAGGUCCUUAAAGAUAAAACGACAAAGAGGAACGAGAACAUUCUCACAGGAAUCCAUCGAUGACAGAUUGGAGAGAAACUACACAGUUGUAAAAGCAUUCGUGAUAUCUGUUCUUGUGUUUGCAAUCUGCAUGUUACCAACACAUGUUACUUGGCUAUGGCACGAUUUUGGCAACGGCUCCGAGAAUCCUUACGGCUUAUUUAACAAAGUGGCAACGUUUAGUAACAUACUCACUUACACAAAUUCUCUUGUUAACCCCUUUAUUUUUGGCUCAAUCAUGAUUAAUUUUGAGAGAUUUGUAAACAUUUUUAAAAAUUUCAUUUGCUGCCGUUGUUUGAGAAGAGCGAACGAUUUUUAUGAAAUUCAAGUUCUCCAACUUCGGUCCCCUUCGAUGUCAUCGCAGCUCGCAAAUAGAUCAUUCUUCCUUUCUUUGUCUAAACCAUCAGAUAUCCCCAGUUUUGAGAUCAAUGAAUUUGUCAAAGCUACAAAAAUUACUACUAAGGACCACAACUCAUUUGCCACGAUAUUCCCUUGAUCAAAUUUUCCGCCAUGCUACUGAACUGGUAAGGAAAUGAAAAACUUGCGUGACCAUACAAUAAUUCCACAUACAAAACUAGAAACUGCCAUAGACUACUGUAACUGUCAGCAGCUCUAGGUCUUUAUUUAACAAGUUCAAGGAAAAAAUGAUUUUUUAAGUAUUUUACGGUGCGCGUCUUCGGAAACAGACAAAGUUUGUACGGCUUUUCAAAAACUCGUUUACUCGAGUUAUCGCCAUUCAUUAUAGCUUUAUCAUCUUAUUAGGUGGAAAGCUCUUUGUGUUUGUGUGUCUUGUUAUUCGAUAUUUGAUACUCUUUGUUAACUGACGAAAGAAAAGGGUAUUUAUGGUGACAAAUGUUCACCAUCUUGCAAAUUAAACUUGACAACAGUUUUUAACACAGAAACCAUAUUAUCGAUCUUCAUUCUCGAAUAAAACUUGAUGGAACCAAUUGCAAAUUAACAUCACGACACUCGAAAUUUGUUAAAACCAAGGCAAGUUAAAGUGCAUUUUAUCCUCUCUUGUGAGAUGAUUUUUGGUCACGUCCUGACCAAGUUCCCUUUUCCGGUGUUUUUUAAAAUAAGGAAUUUAAAUAUGUAAUGACGACCACAGUGUUAGCUGGGUAACACUGAUUAAAGGGGAUCGGGGAGGAGAGGCCAUCAAAAUAGUUUCGGGUGAAAACAGAAUGGAUCUUGGAAUAGGGUCCAAUAGAUAUGGAGGAGUUGAUGCACAGAGCCGUUUUUCAAAAACGUGAAAAAGAUAGUUGAUAUGUUAUAAGGUGUUUUGUUUCAUCGUUUUUUCGCCAUUUAAUACUGAUUACAUGACGUUGAUAUCUAAUCCUUUUCCCGCACGGACUAAAAAACUCAUUAGUUAUUCUCUCACUCAAAGUGAUCUUCAAAGAGCUUUUCAAACUUUGAUCAAGCAAAACAGUAUUCGUUACGAUACAAUGGUAAAGGUAUCUGAGAGUGUAAAUAAGAAGUGUUCAUGGUCAAACUUAAUAAAAUCUAUGAACUUGA
Molecule: messenger RNA, 2403 nt
Organism: Pocillopora damicornis (cauliflower coral)
Lineage: Eukaryota; Metazoa; Cnidaria; Anthozoa; Scleractinia; Pocilloporidae
Product: galanin receptor type 1
Biological process (GO): G protein-coupled receptor signaling pathway
Cellular component (GO): plasma membrane
Molecular function (GO): G protein-coupled receptor activity
Source: RefSeq, a predicted model, not a curated record